AUGCCGCCUCCUGCCGAUAUUGUCCCCUUGUGGUUCCAAUGUGACUAUCCAGAUUGCAACGCUAAAUAUCGGCGUAAAGAGCACCUGAAUCGACAUCGUAAUCAUCACGAUAAGGAAAUCCAUGUCGCUUGUCCUUAUUGUGAGAGCGUCCUGACCAGGAAUGACCUGUUGCGACGCCACAUCCGGACUUACCAUCCGCAAAGAGAACUGCCACCGACUCGAAAAUUUAGGGCAUGUAGUGCAUGUCAUGCACGGAAAGUCCGUUGUGAAGGUGUAUUACCAUGCAAUGCCUGUCAACAUCGCGGCGUCUUCUGUGUGCCUAGUGGGGGUGAAACCGUAAGCGAACAACAAUCUUCGAUCGAUGAUCUCUGCCCUUUGCCGCAUAUUUCCAGGAUUAAUGAUUCCAUUUCUGACGCUCCCCGGUGGAUUGCUCAUGACUAUAUUGAUAUUUACUUUAAUACUUUCCAUCCAAGAUGGCCGUUUCUCCAUCGAAGCACAUUUGACUUCGUCAAGGAACCUUGUGUACUUGUUCAAUCCGUUGUCGCAAUUGGACUUUGGGUGAAAGGGACUCAGGAGGCACGAGACGCAUCGGACCAAUGGUGCAUCUCCAACUCGAGUCCACGCCAACACACAAAUACCUCGUGGCCUAUAACAUCAUUUCAGAGUGUGCUCUUGAAUAUCAUUCUUUCUCUUUUCAUUGCAAGAGAGAAUUCCAGUACAGAUUUGAGCAUGCGAUGCCGAUUACCAGACGACAAAUAUGACCUCCUGGCUGCGCUUGUUCAAAGCUGUCGAAGGUGGGAUAUUUUCUACUACCCUAACAUGCUUCUGCAACACGAUGCCGAUGCACCACUCGCGUUUGUAUAUCUGAGCGUUGAAGAGAUUAAGAGAUUUGGACUAGCCCUCUAUAAGGUGUGCCGAUUGUCCACACCCACUUCCUUUGACUUGAGCGGAGACUGUUCCAAUGGCGGCAGAAAUGAUCUUUUGACCCUGGCCGACUUGUCCUUUUGCAUGCCAGACAGUGAUGAGCUGUGGAAUGCUCCAUUGGGUGGGGAGUCUGAGGUGUUAAACAAGUAUGAUUCAUCCGCGGUGGGACGGGAUAACGGAGAUGCGAAAAACUGGAUAUCUCAAGCAUCUGCUCUUCUACAUGACGCUCGAGUUGGCUUUGAUUGGAUAUAGCAGAAACUGUCAUAGAAAAUGCGGCUAUUUAGCCACAUAUCAAAAUGCAUCCUAUAAAGGCAACGAUCGAACAUAUUCCCUUGCUAUUUUCUUUCAUGCUAGAGUGGCAAAAUGUGAAGACACAAGAGUGU
Messenger RNA from Penicillium subrubescens, 1307 nucleotides. RefSeq names its product Zn(II)2Cys6 transcription factor. The record is from RefSeq and is a predicted model, not a curated record. Bases 1 to 1176 code for a protein of 391 amino acids. Gene Ontology annotation, cellular component: chromatin. Lineage: Eukaryota; Fungi; Ascomycota; Eurotiomycetes; Eurotiales; Aspergillaceae. The transcript has 3 exons. Gene Ontology annotation, molecular function: RNA polymerase II cis-regulatory region sequence-specific DNA binding; zinc ion binding; DNA-binding transcription factor activity, RNA polymerase II-specific. Gene Ontology annotation, biological process: regulation of transcription by RNA polymerase II; DNA-templated transcription.